GAGGUUCCGCCAUGGCUAUUACUUUACAGAAGCAACCUUAGCAAGUUAGCAUAACCACAUUGUCAUCACUUCCUGUAAUAAAGAGUCCGCCAUGGCUGUUCCUUUUCUAAGCUCUUCUUUUCAACUCACAGCUACUUCUCCAAUACUCUUCUCUAAAGUAAAAACACCCAUAGUCCACAAACAUUUCAAAAAGAGGACAGCACCAACGAAACCCCGUUUCCAUCUCCUCCGCUGUUCCGCCGCCUCCGGUACCGCCGUGGUUGAUCAGACAGAAGGAGGAGGAGGAGGAGAGGUUUUUAUAAACCCUGAAGAAGAGAAACGUGUUGAGGUGGCUGAUUACGAUUGGACAGAGGAGUGGUACCCUUUGCAUCUCACCAGAAACGUCCCCGAGGAUGCGCCGCUUGGCCUCACCGUCUUCGAUAGCCAAAUAGUUUUGUAUAAAGACGGCGACGGAACACUUUGCUGUUACGAGGAUCGUUGUCCUCAUCGGUUGGCUAAGUUGUCUGAAGGACAACUUAUUGAUGGGAGAUUGGAAUGUCUGUACCAUGGUUGGCAAUUUGAAGGAGAUGGCAAAUGUGUCAAGAUUCCUCAGGUUUUUGUUCAUUCACUGACAGAAGAUGCUCAGCCUCUGGUUUUUGAGGUCACCGAGCGGACUAACCGGGGUUUCGCAGGGACUUGGAGUCGGGAGAAAGACGGCGGGAACAGGACUAAUUUACUUCGGUUUGAUGCUCCAUGUGUUCUGCCGAACAAUCUAGAACUUGAGGGGAAGGACGGGGUUAAGAACUACUUUUCAGGGGUGUUUCUCUGUAGACCUACAGGGCAAGGGAAGUCUAUGCUUAUUGUUAGGUUUGGGGUCACGAAAAUGUCACCUUUGGUUUCAGUGUUACCUCAAUGGUUCUGGCAUCAGAAUGGCUGCAAGGUCUUUGAACAAGACAUGGGGUUCCUAUCGUCUCAGAACGAGAUUCUCAUGAAGGAGAAAGUACCAACUAAGGACUUGUAUUUAAAUCUCAAGUCAUCAGACACAUGGGUCGCUGAGUACAGAAAAUGGAUGGACAAAGUUGGUCAUGGGAUGCCUUACCAUUUUGGGCAUAGGACCAUAUCUCUCCCCAAGGUUCCUCCCGUAGUGGAACACGCCCCAGCAGGGAUCAUUGCAGCUCUCUCAGCUUCUUACCCUGCAAAAGGAGGAAUUGGAACUAUGCACGCUCCUAAUUUGGCUAACCGGUACUUCAGACAUAUUAUCCAUUGUAGAAGCUGCAGCAAAGCGAUCAAAUCUUUUGAGCUCUGGAAAAAUAUCCUCUCUGCCACGGCAGUUGUUUUGACGACUUUGGCAAUCCUGGUGGUUAGUAGACAGUGGAAGGCUGUCCUGUUAGGUUCAGCAGCAUUGCUCUCAGCCGCAGCUUAUGGUUGCUUAAGAGCUAUAGAACUAAACACCAAUAACUUCAUUAGAACACACAGAAGACUAUGAAAAUGUAUAUUGUGAUGUCUCCUCUUCCUCCAACAUGUAUUUCACGGAAUACUAUUUUGCUUGUAAACGCAACUAUAAUUCAUUC
Molecule: messenger RNA, 1550 nt
Organism: Camelina sativa (false flax)
Lineage: Eukaryota; Viridiplantae; Streptophyta; Magnoliopsida; Brassicales; Brassicaceae
Source: RefSeq, a predicted model, not a curated record